This is a messenger RNA of Aspergillus ibericus CBS 121593, 1410 nucleotides long. RefSeq names its product DnaJ domain protein. Bases 1 to 1410 code for a protein of 469 amino acids. Gene Ontology annotation, biological process: protein import into peroxisome matrix. The record is from RefSeq and is a predicted model, not a curated record. The transcript is spliced from 5 exons. Lineage: Eukaryota; Fungi; Ascomycota; Eurotiomycetes; Eurotiales; Aspergillaceae. Gene Ontology annotation, cellular component: cytosol.
AUGGUUGCCGAUACUUCUUACUACGACGCCCUCGGGGUGUCGCCCACCGCGACGGAACUUGAGAUCAAGAAGGCCUACCGCAAACUGGCUAUUGUCACUCAUCCCGAUAAGAACCCUGGCGAUGAGACUGCGCAUGCGCGAUUCCAGCAGAUCGGAGAAGCCUACCAGGUCCUCAGUGAUGAAGAGCUGCGCAAACGUUAUGAUAAGUUUGGAAAGGAGGAUGCCGUCCCCGGCGGCGGUUUCGAGGACCCUUCGGAGUUUUUUGGCAUGAUUUUCGGUGGCAACGCCUUCGUUGACUUGAUCGGUGAAAUCUCGCUCAUGAAGGACCUGACUACUACGAUGGACAUUACCAUGCAGCAGAUGGAGGAGGACGAACUGGCCGCAUCCGCCGAGGAGAAGCUCAACAUUCACGACGAAGAAACCGAGGCACAUGUCGCCGAAGGUGCCGCCGAAGCGACCCCCGCCGAGUCUACGACUGCCACUCCCCAGAAGCCCGCUGCCGCCCCAUCCCCGAGCUCGGGCACGAGCACACCCCGCCGCUAUAUUGGCCAGCAGGCCAUCAUGGACAAGUCGGAGGAGGAGGCCCGCAUGGAGGCAGCUGGUCUGUCCCAGGAGGAGAAGGAACUGCGCAAGAAGGAGAAGAAGAAGGGCGGACUGUCCCGGGAGCAACAGGAGCGCCUGGCCGCCUACGAGAUGGAGCGCAAGAAGGCGCGCGAGGAGCGGGUCAACACGCUGGCAACCAAGUUGGUGGAUAAGAUCAGCGUGUGGACGGAAACCGACAAGAGCGCCGAUAUGACUCGGGCCUUUGAGGAGAAGAUCCGUUUGGAGGUGGAGAACCUGAAGAUGGAAUCGUUCGGAUUGGAGAUCCUCCACGCCAUCGGUGCCACCUACGUGCAAAAGGCCACCUCCUUCCUCAAGUCGCAGAAGUUCCUGGGCAUUUCCGGGUUCUUCUCGCGGCUCAAGGACAAGGGCACGCUGGCCAAGGAGACGUGGACCACCAUCUCGACCGCCAUCGACGCACAGAUGACCAUGGAGGAGAUGGCCAAGCUGGAGGAGCGCGGUGGCGAGGACUGGACGGACGAGAAGAAAGCCGAGUACGAGAAGAAGGUGACGGGCAAGAUUCUGGCGGCGGCAUGGCGUGGCAGCAAGUUUGAGAUCCAGAGCGUGCUCCGCGACGUCUGCGACCAGGUGCUUGGCGACAAGCGCAUCAAGCUGGAUAAGCGGGUGGAGCGGGCUCAUGCUUUGGUGAUUGCGGGCAAUAUCUACUCCAAGGCCGAACGUGACCCCGAGGAGGAGGGCGACUUUAUGGCGUUCGAGCAGCUGAUGGCGGAGUCGAUGACGAAGAAGGGCAAGGAGGACAAGAAGAAGAAGAAGAAGCACGAGCAUGAGGAGACCCCGGCUGCUGCUUAA